AUGGCAUCAGUGGAGCGGCUGCGCAAGAACCAUGGCGUCGUCAGGGCCAGCGUCACGCGAACACUUACGCUCCUGACCGACGAACUGCAAGCCUCCGUUGCCGAUGCCGCUCAAGUGGAAUCUCACAUUGCCUACCUGAUUCAAAAGAACGCCGAGCUCGUCAACCUCAACAAGGACAUCUUCGACGCCACUGACGACGACGCUUACGAGGAAGAACUCGAGGCCGCGGAAGAUUACGACCGAAAGGUGUGUUACGCCGUGUCCCGAGCGCGGUUCUUUCUUCGAGAGGCUGCAAACAAAGCGACGGCAACGAGUACUUCAACGCCGGAGGCUACAUUACCGAACGUCGACGCCGGUGGUGCCAGCACCACAGCAAACAACGAGGUCGGUGACCCUUCACGUCGAGUAACAGAGAUGACUCCCAGUCCAGGAAUCGUGCCGCGUCAUCGCACAGUGGUCCUGCCAAAGCUACAGAUCCCUACGUCUUCCGGCGCGCUUCGCGAUUGGCAGUCCUUCUGGGACCACUUCAGCGCCACGAUACAUCUCAACGACGAACUUCUGCAGAUCGAGAAGUUCAAGUACCUGCUCUCAUAUUUCACUGGUGCAGCCAAGAGAGCAAUCGAAGGUAUUCGCCUGACCGAAGAUAAUUAUAGCAUCGCCAUCAAGACUUUGACGCAGCGGUUUGGUCGACGCGACUUGCUCAUCAACGAGCACGUUGACCACCUCCUCGCCUUGGCACCAGUCAAGUCUUCGGCAGAGGUUGAAAAACUUCGACUGCUCUUCGACAAAGUCCAGUUUCGGGUCUCCGCAUUGACCGGUUUGGGCGUGUCACCUGACCAGUACAACGUUGUCCUCAACCGCGUCCUAAUGAAGUGCCUGCCUGACGACCUCGCCAUACUCUAUCGCCAGAAGGCGAAGGAAGCGCCGCAGGAUACAUCCGGUGUCGCGACACCUGAAGAGAGAGCUCGAUAG
Rhipicephalus sanguineus (brown dog tick) is the source of this 972-nucleotide messenger RNA. RefSeq lists its product as uncharacterized. The record is from RefSeq and is a predicted model, not a curated record. Bases 1 to 972 code for a protein of 323 amino acids. Lineage: Eukaryota; Metazoa; Arthropoda; Arachnida; Ixodida; Ixodidae. The transcript has a single exon.